AUGGAAUAUGAAAGCCAUAACAAUUUGUCAAAUGGGAUCAAAACAGAGUGCCCUGAAAGUCCUUGCCUAAAGACAACAAACAACAACAGCAACAACAACAAAGAACAGGACCGUUUUCUCCCUAUAGCCAAUGUGGGAAGAAUCAUGAAAAAAGUGAUUCCCCAAAAUGGGAAAAUCUCAAAGGAUGCAAAAGAGACAGUUCAAGAAUGUGUGUCAGAGUUCAUUAGCUUUGUGACUGGGGAAGCAUCUGACAAAUGCCAAAGAGAAAAGAGAAAGACCAUCAAUGGGGAUGAUAUCAUAUGGGCCAUCACAACCUUAGGCUUUGAGGAUUAUGUGGAACCAUUAAAAACUUACCUCCAGAAAUAUAGAGACAUAGAAGGAGAAAAGCCUAAUAUUCCAAAGCAACUUCGUUCUGAACAAAGGCUACAACACCACCAUCAUAACCAAGAUGAAAAUAAUCAACCAUUCAACAGUGUAUAUAAUAACCCAACAAAUCUCAUUUCUCAGCCUCCCUAUGUGGUCACUGGUCAACAAUUUUCACUCCCCUUCUCCCCAAAUUCAAUUCAAAAACAGCUACGGCCUCAAGACCAGAUUGAUUCAUUGGGGCAUUGGUACGAGUGA
Molecule: messenger RNA, 621 nt
Organism: Abrus precatorius (Indian licorice)
Lineage: Eukaryota; Viridiplantae; Streptophyta; Magnoliopsida; Fabales; Fabaceae
Product: nuclear transcription factor Y subunit B-1-like
Exons: 1
Coding region: 1-621 (206 amino acids)
Biological process (GO): regulation of transcription by RNA polymerase II
Cellular component (GO): nucleus; CCAAT-binding factor complex
Molecular function (GO): protein heterodimerization activity; RNA polymerase II cis-regulatory region sequence-specific DNA binding; DNA-binding transcription activator activity, RNA polymerase II-specific
Source: RefSeq, a predicted model, not a curated record